UCCAUUACUUAAUCGUUAUCGUUACUGAUACGUAUAAGGAAAGUGCUUAGGUACUUAUAUCAAAAGAUUUUCGUAUAUUUUUAUUCUGCCACGGAUAAUUUUACAUGGUUAGAAUUCAUAGAAGUACACUUUCACGAAGUAAAACGAAGUUGUUAAAAAACCUAUAAACGCGAGAAACAUUAAAGUUUUAUUUUCUUACUGCGAAUAAACAUUGAAAAAAACUACUUAACUAGGUAUUUUGUAAUCACACCUACGCGUUACAAGAUAACCAAUAGUACCAACUACCAACCAUAACAAAAGAAAAUAAAUUAGUGGAACCAAUAAUAUAGUACUUAAAUAAACAUAAGUACUGAAAGAGUAUGUAGAGUAUUUACUUACUGCAACUGAGCUAAUUACAUAAUUUGAUAAAUUCAAUUUGUAUUUUUUAUAAACAUGAGAUUUAGUUAUGCUGGUUACAUGUUAUCAAUUAUUAUUGUAAACAAUAUGAUUAAUGUUUGCAAUGGUGAUUCUAAAACAUUACAAAAGAGUCUGAGUGAUGAAAUCUACAAAAGCAUCGACGUGCUCGCUUGGAGAGCUGCUCAAGAUGACUCCAUGAAGGAAAGCAUCAAAACUAGCAUAAAGGAAGCCUUUGAUAAAAUGGGCCCUCAAGAAAAAGCGAAUGAAGCCAAAAUUAUGGAAGCCAUCGACGAAUUAUCUGCACUAUACGCGGCAAUACUGAAGGAGAACAGUGACAGCCCCGCAGGGAACAGGCGGUUCAAUGAUGACCACGGAGCUGUGGAAGAUGAUGAUGAUGACUGCGGAUGUGAUUGUCUGUCUCAAAAGACGUGCUCAAAGAUCACAGCGCUCAAUACAUUCACUUGCAUGUCAGGACAACACGACAUAGCUCUAACGAUGCUGUGUGAUGGCACCUACGACUGCGGGGAUGGCUCAGACGAAGAAAGAUGCGCUCAAACAGCAUUGAAAAAAUUACAAAAAACUAAACUGGUCAUCGCUGCGGCUAAGAAACCAAAGUUCACCAGUUGCUUCGACCAUGACGGUCCAAUAGAUGGAACCAGCAACGCUUUCAGUUCUUUUGUAUCUCGACAGAUAGAUAUUAUGAAGUCACUUGAAACAACUCCUGCUGGCUUGUACAAAGAUAGAAUAGCGAGCGAGAAAGUAGCCAAGGAGGCAGUGGUUGCUGUAAGCUUUGUAGCUAGUACAUUGAACAGAUCUAUCUGUAGUGAAAAAUCAAUACUAGACCUUCAAGAUCAAGGUUUGCCUAUGACCCUUUCAGCGACCUUUGCAUCAGAAGAAGAUCUGUUCGCAAGUGGUUUUACUAAAUGUAGCUGUAUAAACGGCACGUGCAUAGCAACUAAAAAGUGUGCCAAAACGUGUAGACAGAUUUGCAGGAACGAAUAUACGCUGUCACAGUGGCCGUGCUCACCCGUGGAAGACACGGGCCACGCCAGCGUGCCGCUAGACUUGGUAUGUGAUGGAAAACUGGACUGCUGGGAUGAGUCUGAUGAAGCUGACUGCAGAGAAGGAGAAAACAUGGAGAAAUUUAAAGCAAUCACAGAGUUAACGAACACUCUUGAAAUUAUUAAGAAGAAAAUUCAGUCGGCAGAAUAUUCGCCAGUCAAACCGUUCAUAAUCUCCCUUGGAUCAGACCUCAGUCAUUUGCUGAAGCUCAACAUGGCUAUAGACGUCGAUACGGCCAGAAUCAAAACGACAAGGGAUAAUAUAUUUCAAUCGUUAUCAAAAGCAUACAGCGUUAUGGCGAACGAGAAAGCCAGUGCUGCAGUGGAUGUGUACGACUUCUUGGAGGACAUUGGUCAAAGAGUGAUUCGUGCCCUGAAAAGGACUUAUACUGGCAACGCGAGGGUGAUCCAGCCUGGCCAGUGCUUCUGCAGAGAGACGCUCUGUGGUGUCCGCAACUGUACCGAGGAGUGCUCUCUGUCCUGCUCGGCUGACUCAGAGCUGAACCGGUUCCACUGCAGCGCCGCUAGGGAAGUGUCCCUACCGUUGGAUGCUAUUUGUGAUGGGAAAACGGAUUGCCCGAAUGCAGCGGACGAGAUGAAUUGUAAUAAAGAAAUCUGCCAGAAAUUACAUUUUAUAAAGCUACGCGAGGAAAUCACAAAUAUUUCGAAUAAAUUAGCUGAACUUGCGCUUGGAGAGUAUUUAAAGUCUUGGCAAUCGGAGGUCCUUCGCAAAAUUACCACGAAGAGCUUCUACGCGACUAGACCUACCAUUGAAGAUUUGCGAACCAUUGUUCAGUUGGCUUUGAGAGAACUGACCAAUGUCUUUAUAAUUAGUAAGAAUAAGGAUAACCUUAAAACUUUCUCUGUUUUAUCAGAGAACCUGUUAAAUAUCCUUAAAUUAUGUAGUAACUAGGUACAUUGGGGAAAACACUUGUAAGUAUUAAUACUAUGUCUCAAAUAAAAUAUAACAACAGGAAACACGUCUCGUUUCUAUAUAUUUUAC
This is a messenger RNA of Plutella xylostella (diamondback moth), 2460 nucleotides long. RefSeq lists its product as uncharacterized. Gene Ontology annotation, cellular component: plasma membrane. The record is from RefSeq and is a predicted model, not a curated record. Lineage: Eukaryota; Metazoa; Arthropoda; Insecta; Lepidoptera; Plutellidae. Gene Ontology annotation, molecular function: protein binding.